Clonostachys byssicola is the source of this 792-nucleotide messenger RNA. NCBI's taxonomy places the organism in Eukaryota, Fungi, Ascomycota, Sordariomycetes, Hypocreales, Bionectriaceae. The record is from the annotation of a GenBank genome assembly.
AUGGCGUCCAAUGUUAACAUUCAGCGAUCUGGCACCCUGUACAUCACUAUUUCUAUCCCACCUCUACUCGCAUACCAAAGACCAAGCACCCUUCCAUAUCCUUCCCAUCUUCCCCCGGAUUUUGACGUCACAAACUACGAGCUCCAAUGUGCCCACGGCUUCCGCAAUGAAGAGUUCAGCUGGGGUUUAUAUUUUGACCACGGCCAGGGCAGUGGCACCUGGUACACUCUUCGAAGAGUCUGGCCGCGCGGCAUCGAUCCGACGAUGCCAAUCCCGCCAGCCUUCCAACUGAUCAAGCAAGACAUUCCCAUUGGGAUCCUCCGCCUGAAUGCCAAGGUCGUCGGCCUCAUCCGCGUCUUCGCCGAGGUGCCGGGGGCCAACACAGAUGCCCAAACGGGGGGGCUUCGCUACUACCUCGACUGGCUGACCGCCAACCUGGCGAUCCAAGCUACGCGGUCGUUUCUCUGGGCAGUGGGUGUGUACGUUCGAUGCCGGCAGCACGUUGUCAGGGCCCACGGACUCAGCGACUCGGGCACCUUCGACAUCAGUCGCUUUCUCAAAGAGGCCUUGACCUUUGCCUACCAGGAAGUGUGGUACGCCAUCGGUGGGCAGUUACCCCGGCCUAUCAUCACCUCGGUUCUUGGAGCUGCACUCGUGAGGGAUGAAUUUCUCGAUGGGAACCGUACCCAGGAAGUUUUGCCGAGUGUCGAGAAGGACGACGAGAAAGUCCUCGAUGUCACCGACGAAAGCCAGUGGCCCAAGCUGCCAGAAAGGGCCAAAAAGACCAAGUGA